AUGGCGGGAUCAACCAACAGAAGAAAUCAAGACUUACGAAUUACACUCACAUACGGAACCGCACCAGCUUCAUUCCUAGCCACCAAGGUCAUACAACAACUAGCGAAGAUGGAAGAGGAGCGAUUCCCCAUAGGAGCAAAGAUAGCGUGUCGUGACCUUUAUGUCGACGACUUAAUAACAGGAGCGAACUCAAUGGAAGAAGCGUUAGCGAUUCGUGCUCAGAUAACGGCAUUACUCAAGGGUGGAGGUUUCGCACUCAGAAAGUGGACCUCAAAUAGCGAAGAACUAUUAAAAGGGUUUCCUGAGUCAUCCAUCAGCAAUACAAUACUGGAAUUGGACAAGGAUGGAACUGCUAAAACUCUAGGCAUCAAAUGGAAUCCGUCAAAAGAUGUGCUACAAUAUACGAUUGGUGUGCAAGCACCUCAGACAAGCGCUUGCACCAAAAGAUCAAUGUUAUCUAGUAUCGCUCAGAUAUUUGAUCCACUUGGACUCGUGGGACCUGUGAUCGUGACCGCCAAAAUCAUGAUUCAGAAGCUCUGGAAACUUCAGAUUGACUGGGACGAAUCGCUGCCCUCGGAGAUUUAUACAGAGUGGAUAAAUUACGUCAUGAAGAUACAAGAGCUCAACGAAUUUAAAGUACAACGCAAGGCAUUCGUUUAUGGAAAAGACGUACAAUUCGAGCUUCACGGAUUUUGUGACGCAAGCGAGCGAGCUUAUGGAGCUUGUAUUUAUGUACGAAGCAUCGAUUCUCACGGAGGUAUUCAAAUGCAUUUACUCUGUUCUAAAUCUCGCGUGGCUCCUGUCAGAGUGAUCACUAUUCCGAAAUUGGAGCUAUGUGGUGCUGAGUUACUUACAAGAUUGAUGGACAAGGUCAAACAUGCGCUAGAGAUCGACAUAAAAAAAUGUUAUUAUUGGACGGAUUCUUCUAUAGUGCUGCAUUGGAUCAAAGCCACUAACAAGAAACUACCUGUUUUCGUGGCUCACAGAGUUGGCGAAAUACAGGAUCUAAGCGCGGUCGACAGUUGGAAUCACGUAGGAAGUAAGGAUAACCCAGCCGAUUUAGUGUCAAGAGGAGCACAUCCGAGAGAAGUGGCUGACUCUCAGCUUUGGUGGAGAGGUCCUUCUUGGCUGCAGGUGAACAUCAUCGUUCAGCAUCAUUCAGAGAUCGCGGACAUGGAGGAAAGUCAACUGAACGAAAACGAUACCUCGACGGUUCUGUCAAUGCCUAUUCAAGCAGAUGUCGAUCCAUUCAGCAAGUUUUCUGAGUUCAAGAAGCUCGUUCGAGUCGCUGCGAGGUGCAUACGAUUUGCACGCUUCUGUACAAAGAAAAACGAGGCUAAAGCUUCAGGUCCAUUGUCGCCCGAAGAAAUAGAAUGCGCUAGAAAGUGUAUAAUCAGGAGAGAGCAACGAACAGCGUUCUGUGAGGAGUUACGAGCGUUAAGAAAGGGCAUCGAGAUGUCACGUAAAAGUAGCGUGAGAGCAAUGAAUCCUUUUCUCGAUGAGGAUGACAUUUUACGUGUCGGUGGCAGAUUGGAGCAUUCGGAACUUCAUCAGGACGCUAAGCAUCCUAUACUUUUACCUCAUCACUCAAGAUUAGCUAAAUUAAUUAUUCAGUAUGAGCAUAAGAAGAAUCUUCACGCUGGAGUUGAGGCGACACUCGCUGCAGUGCGACUUCGAUAUUGGCCGAUCAGGGCGCGCGGAACGGUCAAAGGACUGCUACGCCAGUGCAUCACGUGUUUCAAGGCCCGACCACGAAUAUCGGAGCAAAUAAUGGGCAACCUUCCGGCGCAUAGAGUUGCGACUGCGAGACCAUUCAGUUCUACUGGCGUAGACUUUUGUGGUCCCAUAUUCAUCCGCGAAGGAAGACGCAAGAAUAGCAAACAUAUUAAGGCCUACGUUGCAGUAUUAGUAUGUAUGGCCACGAAAGCUGUUCAUUUAGAGGUCGUAUCGGACCUGAGCACGGACGCCUUUCUUAACGCCUUUAAACGCUUUAUCAGUCGCAGAGGAAAACCAAGUGACGUGUUCUCAGACAACGGCACGAACUUUGUCGGUGCCAAUCGGGAGCUGGAAGACCUCAGAAAGCUAUUCGCUCAAGAAGAUCAUCAACACAAGAUUAUUGACGCAACUUCCAGCGAAGGAAUAAGAUGGCAUUUUAUCCCUCCCCGAGCGCCACAUUUCGGUGGCUUGUGGGAGGCUACAGUUAAAUCUUUCAAGGGUCAUUUCUACAAAGUAGCUUCAGAAGCCGCACUAACCUUCGAGGAAGCCUCCACACUCGUCACACAAAUAGAAGCGAUUCUCAAUUCGAGACCAUUGAACGCUCUCUCAUCGGAUCCUAAUGACUUGAAUUAUCUGUCCCCAGGUCACUUUCUUCGGCUGGAGCAGAUACGCCAGCAUUUCUGGAAACGCUGGUCGCUCGAGUAUCUGUCACAAUUGCAACGACGUGCCAAACGGCAUACUACUCGCGGCGAACAGCUCAAGGUUGGUCAACUGGUGCUAUGUAGAGAGGAUGGACUGCCGCCGUUGAGAUGGAUGCUGGGUAGAGUACAGGAAGUCUGUCCCGGCGACGAUAACAUCAUCAGAACAGCUAUUGUAAAAACUGCUAGAGGAGUCUUUAAAAGGCCCGCCGUAAAAUUAAGCGUACUUCCCAUUGAGUCUUCUACGAAUCUUAAAGAAGAUUAA
Molecule: messenger RNA, 2679 nt
Organism: Vollenhovia emeryi
Lineage: Eukaryota; Metazoa; Arthropoda; Insecta; Hymenoptera; Formicidae
Exons: 2
Coding region: 1-2679 (892 amino acids)
Biological process (GO): DNA integration
Molecular function (GO): nucleic acid binding
Source: RefSeq, a predicted model, not a curated record